Molecule: messenger RNA, 4902 nt
Organism: Vespa crabro (European hornet)
Lineage: Eukaryota; Metazoa; Arthropoda; Insecta; Hymenoptera; Vespidae
Product: gastrula zinc finger protein XlCGF46.1-like
Exons: 9
Coding region: 3779-4834 (351 amino acids)
Source: RefSeq, a predicted model, not a curated record
CGCGAAUCACGUGUACGUAUGUUUAAAAUGAAGAUUUGAAAAAGAAAUAUCAUUGUUAAGUUAUUCAAUUAAUUACUUUUUGGUAGAUAUUUAUUAUACUAAAAUAUAUAUACGUAGUUUUAUAUUUAUGUAAUUAUUUAUAUAAGUUAUUUCAAUAUUUUUUAGUGAAUAUAUUUUCUGAGGUUAAGUUUGUUAAAUAUAUACUUGUACGACUAACGAAAAUGAAUUUAAUUUUAAUACGUAAUUAAUGAUUUAAAUUUUAAUAAAAGUGUAAUAUCUCUGGCAAAUAUAUUUUUUAGUGAAUAUAUUUUUUGAGGUUAAGUGUGUUAAGUAUCUAUUUGUACGACUAACGAAAAUUGAUUUAAUUUUAACACAUAAUUAAUGAUUUAAAUUUUGAUAAAAGCGUAAUAAUAUCUCUGGCAAAUAUGGUUUGCUGUAUGAUCUAGGAAAAUUAAAGAAUAUAUAGGUAACAGAACCUCAAUUGUACUUAAUAUCUUGGUUUAGUUUUCCUUUUUUUUCUUUUAUUUAAUAUCCAUACAUUUGGCUUUAGGCAUUCUUUUUUAUGUUUGAAUGUAUUUGAACUGCACAGACUGCACUAGUGUCACACAUGCUUUUUUAUGUACCAUUAGUCUCCCUUUAUAUUUUAACCCCUUUGAAAAGGGUAAAGGGCUUCACCCCUUUAUACAUAAAAAAGGGAUAGCUGUUAAAAAAGGGUGUAGCAGCUGAAAAAGUAUAGGCCUAUUUUAAUAGAUACAUUAUAUCUGAAUAAUUUAUAAUAUUAUAUAAAAUUAAAUAUUUGAUGUGUCAAUCUAUAUUUCUUUAUUAUUUUUUAUAUCUAUUUAAUAUAAAAAAAAAUGUUUAAUUAAGACAAGAUUGUAAACACUUCAUCUUUUCUAGAUAAUAGUUGUUAGGACAAUAUUUUUUCUUGCUUACAAUAAAAAUUCAUCGGACCACACCCUUUUGACUAUGGGAUUUGGAAAAUUCGUUCGGGGCAUGCUCCGUCUCAUAGCCAAUACAGAUCUUCCUGUUCAAGGGUUACGGUCUCUCUCCUAUACUCUUGACAGAGGAUCUACUCCCAGGAAUUGGGGAAGGAUUCCUGUGAUUGGUCAGGGAAACUUAGUCUACCACCAGCUACGUAGCAGUUUGAAAGGGGUUCUUCAGUUCUCCGUUGGCAGCCGUUGCCUUUAGAUCAUAUAUAUCUUUUCAUCAAUCAGUGAGCAUAUAUUGUUGAAGUGUUGAAAUAAUAUGUUUUAAUGGAUUUAACAAUAGGAAAAAGAAAUCUCGAGUGGCUGACAUGGUCCAAAGAGAGAUAGAGAGAGAGAGAGAAAGAAAGAAAGAGAGAGAGAGAGAGAGAGGAUGCGAGGGUGACUUCACCCUGGGAUUAGGAGAAUCGCGUAGACAGGAGCCGCAACACGCGUGACUAUCUCAAGGACUCCCUACAUCCUCGAAAGUCCCAUUGCAUCGAUCCUUCUCCAUCAGCCUUCUUUGCUUAUCUCGACUUGUUUCGUGAAGCUGAGAAAACCAUGGACCGUUUCAGGUUAAGGCAGCGAGCUGAGAAAAAUCGAAGAUGUUCUUUAUCUUCUUCUUCUCUCUUUUAUUUUUUCUCUUUUUUUUUUUUUUUUACUUUUGGACUUAUCUCGAAUUCGCCGAGAAAAAGAAACGCAUGCCAAAACCAGGAUCAGAAAAAAAAGGGAUGUCUUCGAGGCUUCGAUUGUGCUACGAGUUUUACGCUACGGUCACGCAAAUGGGCUGUGGAUCGGCACGAGUUACGGCGCGACUAAACGCUCCGCGGGUACGUCCGGAAAACAUCGACGUAUUCGCGUAGAAAAACUAUAGCCGUUAGCGGCAUACGAUGAAAGAAGAAGAAGAAGAAGAUGAAGAAAAAAGAAAAAAAGAAGAAGAAGAAGAAGAAGAAAAGAGAAAAAAGACUUCGUGAUCGGGACGAGAAUCGACUGGAAAAUCGGACGAGAACUCUUCUACAUGUGUUUCCUUGUAUUAACUAGAGAGAGAAAAUAAAUAUUGGAAAUGUAGCAAAGAGCCAAGGUCCUACCUAUCGAAAUGGAAUUUCCUUGCUGUCAACGAUAAAUCAGAGACACCUUUGCCGAUCGUUUAAAAGACAAUGAGCGAACCGAGAAAACCGUUUGGUAGCAUGACACAGGGUAUGUCAUUACUGUGUUACAUAUAAGCUCCAUCGCGACGACGUACUCUGCAUAGGAAUGAGCUGCUCGACGCCGUUUCCUCUGUCCCUCCGUCCCUCUGAGACGGCGCGCCGGAAGGGAGAUAUUACAAAACCCUUUGAAAAACAUAGAUCUCAUCGGCAUGCUGUGAAUGCGAGGAUAUAUCAGAGCCGGUCGAGCCUGAACGUCCAGCGGCGCGAGUAUUAAAUGUUCUUUAAUAUGCACGUUGAAUAUUGAUCGGAAAGAAGAGGAGGACGAAGAGAAGAGGAUGACGAGGACGUUUCUUUUGCUCGCAAAAGACGAGCACGCGCGACACAUCCGGCGAUCUCCGACUUGAAGAUCGAGAGAGGAAAAUCUUACGACGAGUUCGAGAUAUCCUACCAUCUCUCUCUCUCUCUCUCUCUCGUUUUCUUUUUUUGUUCCUUUAUGUCGCAACGUAUAUAUGUAAGUCUCUUUAGAUCGAAAAGCGACUUGUACAUUGUAUCGCAUAAAAAGUCUAAGAAAAGAGUUCUACCGGUAGUUAAGUUUGACGUCAGUACCGUUAGAAGAAACAAUGAUCGUAAAUUCAAAAUGUAAAGGAGACAGACUGAUUUAACUCAGUCAAAACAAACAAUCUAACUACUUUUCUUUCGAGAGAUUCAUCCAAUUAAAAAUAUCGCAACGCGUGCGCAUUAUUUUAUUAUUUUAUAUCUGCGUAGUUUCGUAUAUGAAGUUUGCAUAUAUCCGCGCAAGCAAUUAAUCAGAAAUAUUUAUUGCUCCUUCUCAUGCUCGCCGGCUCGGCAAUUAGUGAAAUGACCGCAAGAAAAAAUGCGAUGUCUUAAAUACGAUCCUUAGUAUACUUUAUACGGCGGCGUCUCGCACGUCGUCUCGCUACGAGCACGAAGCAACGAUAAUUACUUCAUUAAUGCUAAACGGCUUCUUUUUGUAUUCAGAUUUCUCGAUUAUACUCUUGGCGUUACUUAUCGAUGAUCGAAAUGAUAUACGACUUAUAUACCGUCUAAACCGAGCUAUCAAAUUCGAUUCUCGACGUAUAAAUUUACCGUCUCUUUCUUAAAUAUGUACUAAUACGAUAUUAUACUAAUGUACUAUAUUUUUUCAGGUCAACGACGACAGAGCGUCGUCGUCGUCGCGAUGGCGGUCGGUCAAAACGUAGGACGCAAGUAUUAACGAUAACUACAAAGUAGCAAAAGAAAAACGGCAAACUAACGAUAAAUCAGGGCUAUGGCAUUCCUAAGAUAGUGCUCUACCUGAAAGUCAUUACAGUGGCAAAGUAAUUCCCAACUAAGUAAGUAAAGCAAUAAAUACAUAAUGCAUCCGGCGAGUUUCCCACACGCUGCUCGACGGAGCGACUCUCCGCGGAGAGCUACUACGGUCGCGGCCUUACAGUUCCAUGAAAUCAUGCAUCACGGCGAGCUCGCGCGACCAACUGAGAGAGAAAGAGAUAUAUAGAGAAGAGAGGGAGGAGAAGAGAAGAGAAGAGGAAGGAGAAGAGAAGAGAAGGACGCGCCGAUUUAUUUGCACGGUUGCAAUGCAAGCGCGUCGAUCGACCGAGGAGCCGAGAAUGGAUUCUUUUUUUGUCGAUUGCGAGAGUAGCCUGAAAGAUGCAAACGUUGCCAUGUCGAAACGUUCGUGGGAAAGCUCGAAAAAAUCUAUUCCUAAUAAAGAUCAAGAAAGAGAUAUUGGAUGAGAUCGAAGAUUUCUCAGCAAACGACGAACUCGUCGUCGUAGAAGACGUCGAGAAUCCUUUUGAGAAACGCAUAACCACUCUUACGGCCAGAGAACAGCUCGUAUGUACCAUUUGCAGAAUCGAUUUUCCGAAUGAAGAUGAAUUCAAAACUCACAUAAUCCUCCAUAGUCACUGUGAACCCUUCCAAUGCGGCUUCUGCUCUAAGCGAUUUUCAAGAUCAUCGAAUUUAGAAAAUCACUUGAAGAGUCACGUUGACUUCGAUUGCAAUUAUUGUUCUCUAAAAUUCCAGGAUGAAAGUACCGUACGAAUUCGCAGAAUAUGUCCGAAGGAACGGUGCUUCGAAUGUGGAAUCUAUCAAAAGAAAUCUUCGCGCAAUCGCAAAGCGAGUUACGCAAAGAAAAAGUCGUUUGAGUGCUCGAUUUGCAAGAAGAACUUCUUGAGACGCAGCGGUCUCAGAGCCCAUACGAUCGUCCACACUGCUGAUUCUCCCUACGAGUGUAAUCUCUGUCCUGCGAGAUUUAAAAGAUCCUCCGUUUUGAAGACCCACAAAUUGACGCAUACCGAUAUCAGAAGAUUUGAAUGCGAUAUUUGCAAGCAUCGUUUUCAUUUAAAAGGUGCAUUAAAACAUCACAUACUGGCGCAUUACGGCGUAAGACCGUACAAGUGCAAGGAUUGCGGUAAGCGUUAUAGAAGAUCCUGGGGCCUAAAGGUUCACAUGUAUCGACACACGGGAGUGAAGCGCUUCGAGUGCGAUCUCUGCAAGGAUCGUUUCAGCGUUAAAACGAAGCUGGCGAAGCACAUAUAUCAACAUACGGGCGAAAAACCGUACAAAUGCGAGUUCUGUACUCGUCAAUAUGAUGAAAGAUAUCUUCUUAAGAGUCACAAAUGUCCGAUGAACUUGGAUACUUUUUCAAAAUGUAAAGUCGACUAUCAUGAUCGAUCUGCUGAGAGGAUUUUGCUCGUUUUGUAAUAAUUAUAGUAUGAUCUGAGUGUUCUAAUUAACGAGUAAAAAAGCCUGAUAUAUUGACAAUUUUAAUG